AUGAAGGACUAUGCUGAAAGCAUCGCUUUCCUGGGUCAGUGGGGACGUUUCCAGAAGCUCAUCUUCUUCCUGCUGUGUGCCAGCAUCGUGCCCAAUGGAUUUGGUGCCUUCGCCCUUGUUUUCCUGACAGACUUGCCAAGUCACCACUGCAUUAUUCCUGACUCCAACCUAACCGAAGAAUGGCAUAAAGCCAGCAUACCGAUACAGGUGGUGGAUGGGAAACAGCAGCUCAGCAGAUGCAGCAGGUUCAGGCUGGAUUUGGUCAGAAACUUCUCUGCUCGGGGAUUCAUUCCUGGGAGGGACGUCAACCUCACUGACCUGGAGCAGGAGGGAUGUGUGGAUGGGUGGAGCUACAGCAAAGACACCUACCAGUCCACCAUAGUCACUGAAUUUGACCUGGUAUGCAGUGAGCAGUGGAAGCUGACGUUCAUUUCCACAGUUUUCUUCGUUGGGGUUCUUCUUGGAUCCUUCUUCUCAGGACAGCUCUCAGACAGAUUUGGAAGAAAACCUGUUCUUUUUGCAACCAUGGUGGUCCAGAUGGUGUUUACGUUUAUUCAGGUCUUCUCUACUUCAUGGAUUAUGUUCACUGUCCUCCUUUUCAUCAAUGGUUUGGGACAAAUUUCCAACUUUGUAGCUGCUUUAGUGCUGGGCACUGAGAUUUUAACUGGCAAUAUACGAGUCCUUUACUCAUCUUUGGGCUCAUGUUUAAGCUUUUCAAUCGGCUACAUGAUGCUGCCUCUCUUCGCCUACCUUUUAAGGGACUGGAAGUCUCUCCUGUUGGCCUUGUCGCUGCCUUGCCUGGCCUAUAUCCCCUUCUGGUGGAUGAUCCCAGAGUCUCCUCGGUGGUUACUCUCUCAGGGAAGAGUGGAUGAGGUGGAGGCCAUUGUGAGAAAAGCUGCUAAGUGGAACAAAGUUCAUGCUCCAACCGUCAUCUUUCAAGAUUACAGUGUUAAUAAUAAGAAACCCUCUGAAGAUAAACAAAAUGUCUUCAGCCUGCUGAGGACCAGCAGCAUCAGAAGCACAACACUCCUUCUCUGCCUGGUGACGUUUGGUUCGUGUACCGGAUACUACAGCUUGUCUUUCAACACAUCCCAACUCCAUGCUGACCCCUACAUGAGCUGCUUCAUCUCAGCAGCUGUAGAGGUACCAGCAUACAUUUCUAGCUGGCUGGCUCUGCGCUACCUCCCACGACGGCUGUCUUUAUGCUGUAUGUUUCUCAUUGAAGCGGUGGCCCUGUUUCUCAUUCAACUGGUGCCUCAAAGUCUAUCAAAUCUGUCUAUUGCACUGGAGAUGUUGGGUAAAUAUGUUGUUACCAUUACUUUCGGCAUGAUGUUUGGCUACAUUGCAGAGCUUUACCCAACAUUGCUCAGGAACACAGCGGUUGGGGUAUGCUCCACUGUUGGCAGACUGGGAAACUGCAUCGCACCGUUUUUGAUAACUCUGCAUAUCUACCAAGUACAUCUUCCUCAUAUUAUACUGGGCACUCUGGCUUUUGCAGCUGCCUUUGCUGCUUUCUUUCUACCAGAGAGCUUUGGACGACCUCUACCUGAAACUAUACAACAGAUGCAUAAGAGAGAAAGGAUAAAGUGUCCGUGCAUCACUGGAAAAGAAACCCCAAUACCUGUGGUCCUCCUGGAAAGUCCACUGUGA
Messenger RNA from Anoplopoma fimbria (sablefish), 1650 nucleotides. RefSeq names its product solute carrier family 22 member 4-like. The transcript has 11 exons. Gene Ontology annotation, molecular function: transmembrane transporter activity. The record is from RefSeq and is a predicted model, not a curated record. Gene Ontology annotation, cellular component: membrane. Lineage: Eukaryota; Metazoa; Chordata; Actinopteri; Perciformes; Anoplopomatidae. Gene Ontology annotation, biological process: transmembrane transport. Bases 1 to 1650 code for a protein of 549 amino acids.